AAUGGACUCCUCAAAGAAUCCGCAGUUUUAAUACAGUAAAGUAUAGACAAUAUAGAUAAUGGAACGGAAUAUGGAUCGAACAAAGACGAACGAUAAUGAUGGCGAAGACAAUCUGGGCGAAUGGACUCAGGCAAACAGGGAAAACAAACAAGAAUUGCAAGCUAAAUUAACACCAAAGUCUCCAAGCAGUACAUUACAGAAAGCCAUAGAGCUAGUAACCAAAGCCGUUGAAGAAGACAAGAACAAAAAUUAUGAAGAAGCUUUACGACUGUAUCAACACUCAACGGAAUAUUUUAUAACUGCCAUGAAAUAUGAAGCUCAUAGUGAAAAGGCAAAAGACAGUAUCCGGGACAAGUGUUCACGGUAUUUAGACAGGGCAGAAAAGCUGCAGCAGUUUUUAAAUACAAAAAUUGUGGGACAUGGAGGAGAAUCACUAUCAAGAAAUGAAGGGAAAUCGUCAAUGAAAAAUGAAUCUGAAAAUGAAAAGGGGGAAUAUCCAGGUACCUUUGUUUUUGAACGACCAAAUGUAAAGUGGGACCAUGUUGCUGGUUUACAGUUGGUUAAGGAAGCUCUUAAAGAGGCUGUUAUUUUACCUGUAAAAUUCCCUCAUCUGUUUAUAGGUAAUAGAGAAGCUUGGAGGGGAAUUUUACUGUAUGGGCCCCCUGGUACUGGAAAGUCCUAUCUAGCCAAGGCAGUGGCUACCGAGGCAAACAACUCCACAUUGAUCUAUGUGUCCUUGUCAGAUUUAGUGUCAAGUUGGCCUGGAGAAAGUAAAAGAUUGGUAAAGGCAUUAUUUGUGAGGGCUCGCGAAAAUAAACCUAGUAUUAUAUUCAUUGACGAAGUGGACACACUGUGUGAUGCGCAUAUUGAGAACAAAUCUGAAUCAGCUCGUAGAAUUAAGACCGAGUUCCUGGCCCAGACGCAGGGUGUUGGAGUGGAUAAUGAUGGGGUGAUCUUGCUGGGAACCACCAAUAAACCAUGGGUAUUAGACUCAGCCAUUAGGAAAAGAUUUGAAAGGAGAAUUUAUAUUCCCUUACCUGAAACAACUGCAAGAACAGAAAUGUUCAAAACUUAUCUUGGAAAUACCCCUCAUUCAAUCACUAAGGAAGAGUUCGAGGAACUUGGGAAGAGAACAGAUGGGUACUCAGGGGCUGACAUAUCAAUCGUGGUCCGUGAUGCUCUGAUGCAGCCUGUCAGGAAAGUCCAGACGGCUACACACUUUAGACCAGUUCAAGGUCAAUCACGAGACGACCCCAGUGUAAUAGUAGAUGACUUUUUGACCCCUUGUUCUCCUGGAACCCCUGGGGCCAUGAAAAUGACUUGGACAGAUGUGGAAGGAAAUAAGCUUCUGGAGCCUACUGUAUCAAUGGCUGAUAUGUUAUUGUCAUUAUCAACAUCUAAAUCUAGAGUGAAUAAAGCAGACCUAAAGAAACUGGAAGAAUUCACCGCUGAUUUUGGUCAAGAAGGAUAGAAGGGGGCCCAAGAAUUUUUGGGGGUCUUUUGUGUGCAUACACCCAAAUAUCAAGAAAAGGCUAAUCUGAUCUAGAAUACUGGCCUGUUUGUACAUAAAAUAUCUGGUUAUGCAUAGUAUUUUUGUGAGAGAUUUGAAUUGAUUAUGACUUGGAUAUCUACUGAUAGACCUUAUAAUUUUUUUUUUACACCUCAGAAAGAAUAAAAUUAAUAGAUGAUGAAAGUUAUGGAAAGCCAAAGGGUUCAAUUUUUAAUCUACAUAAUAAUAAUUUUUUGUUUUUGCUUUAUUCGUUAAAUGUAAAUUGAGAAAUGUUGUACCAGUUGUAAAUCGACAUUUGUAAGAGUUAAUGUGUUUCGGUUAAUUGUUGAUUAAUCAUCCGUUCGGUGCAAGUUUGACAUUUUUAUUUUUGUCCUUCGUAAUUUGCAUUUCUAGAUUUGUAAGGUACUAUUAUGACGACAGGGGGCGAGAGCUGCAUGUGCGUCGAAUCUUAUGGUAAACGGACUAGAGGAACCAAGGUAUCAUAUCAGCAUGUACAUACAUUAAUUUAUACCCGGUAGAAUUAAUUCCCGGAUGCAAACCCAUUUUUGAAAAACUCAUUUUAUGUAUUUUAUUACCUAAGCAUAUACAUUUAGUUGCCAAUUUUUCAUUUGUCAUUAUUAAUUAAAAUCUUACUGAAAGAAUGUCUUGUGCAGAUCUGUCAUGCGCGGAUCUCUAUGUUUAGGGUGGGGGUAACGGGAUUCAUGCACUCCGAAAAAAAUUAUUUAAUUUACAAAGUAAAAUUACCUAAAAUAGAGAUUGAAUUCCCUCACCACUUCUGUCCCUCGGACCGUUCCUCUUCUCAAAAAUGUUCUUGAUCCGCGCAUGAACACUGAAAACUAGCUAUGAGUGUAGGAGGAGGACAGUUAAUGUUCGUUUUUUAGUACAUGUAACAUUAAUUUACGAAAUAUCCAACAUGAUAAUAAAUGAAAUUUUACAAUGUGAGGAAUCAUACACCCAAAUUUUCACCAACAAUUACCAUUCAUAUGGAAAUUGUCACACAUUACACCCGUUAUUACAACAGUGGUACAUUGUAACCCAAAUUGUGGAACAAUUUACCACAAAAUACAAAAAAUAAAACUACAGUUUCAGCAUUUAAAAAUAUGAAUAGUAAAACACUGAAUAUGCAAAAAUUAUACAAUUAUGGUAAAAGAUUAGAAAAAAUUUGGCAUUGUCAAUUGAAAAAUAACAGUAGUAACUUAGAUAAGCUGAUCUCUUCUCACAUCACCUCAUUGAUUUAUCACUAUGUCAGAAGUGUCUGUUAGAUGUGGAAGACUCUAAACACUGCUUUUUACAACGUCCAUUUUAUGCCCCACAAUGGCAAUUUCUAUCUAAGUAUAAGAAUGACAAUAUCAUACUAAUCAAAGUACUGAAAGUACUGAAAAGCGCUAACCUAGCUUGGUUCUAAGAAAAUUUACUGUGUGCAAGCGUAGGCGGAAAUGAGCCUUAUUGAAAUUUUGGUUUAUUUUUAAUGAAUAUCAGUUUAAAGUAUCGAAGGCCAGAUUUCUUUAAAUAUAUGUUACUUUCUGAAGAUGAUGUGAAUUAAAGCUGAACACGACUUGUAUAUGGAUACUUGCCUGAAAAAAGAUAUGUUAAAAUCACAAAUUAUACC
Molecule: messenger RNA, 3119 nt
Organism: Magallana angulata
Lineage: Eukaryota; Metazoa; Mollusca; Bivalvia; Ostreida; Ostreidae
Product: vacuolar protein sorting-associated protein 4A-like
Exons: 12
Coding region: 59-1471 (470 amino acids)
Biological process (GO): vacuole organization; endosomal transport
Molecular function (GO): ATP hydrolysis activity; ATP binding
Source: RefSeq, a predicted model, not a curated record